Procambarus clarkii (red swamp crayfish) is the source of this 12878-nucleotide messenger RNA. RefSeq names its product serine-rich adhesin for platelets. The record is from RefSeq and is a predicted model, not a curated record. NCBI's taxonomy places the organism in Eukaryota, Metazoa, Arthropoda, Malacostraca, Decapoda, Cambaridae.
CGGAGUCUCAGUGUUUGUGUUGUGGCGUGAUGGUGAGCCAGUGGGCGACGGGACUUGAACCCUGUGAACACCUGACGAUGAACAGGGCUCGGCGGGGGUUUGAGGCGCCCUCGGGAGCUGAGUGGAGUAUCUGAGUGUCACCCGGGAGGCCAGUGUCACCCUUGGGAGGCCAGUGUCACCCUGGGAGCCGGGUGUCACCCUCUCCACACACACACACACACUUGUCACGCUGCCCCCUCGCCUCUAUCACUAACUAUACGAACUCGACGUAAGAGCCGAGUGUCACCUGGGAUUUAGAUGUCGCCUGGGAGCCGAGUGUCACCUGGGAACUAAGUGUCUCCUGGGGAGGCUAAGUGUCGGGUGCUGCGGUAGCCGUCGUCAGCGCUACACAAGCUGACUCUUGAAGGUGUUGGGUACCACCUCCUCCCUGCUGACCUCGCGAUGCUGACCUCGCGAUGCUGACCUCGCGAUGCUGACCUCGCGAUGCUGACCCUCUCCUAACACUUGCCCAACCCAUAUCGUAAAGGAUUAAGUGGCUAACGAUGUCUGCCUUUGAGAAUUUUGGUGGAGAAAAGAACCCUGAAGAUAUUCAAAGGGAAGGAAUUGCCUCUGAUAAUCAAGAUUGCAACAACUGUAAAAUACUCAAUAAGAAGCUCAGUGCGAGCCGGGAUUGGAACAAGUUCUAUCAGCAAAAACUUGAAAAUACAGACAAAUUUCUACAUAUUGUUGCUGACUAUGAAAGAGAAAGGCAGCAUAAUGUGGAACUACAGCUGGCAUAUGAUCAGCGGAGUCGGGAGACUUCCUACCUUCGAGAUUCGAUGGCUAACUUGCUACUUGAAGUGGAGCCACUUAGAGAGAAAUUGCGCAAAAUGGAGAAACAACUGGUGGAUGAGAAGCAAAAAAGGGAGAAUGCCGAGAAUCACGAACACAAUCUAUCCUUCACCAUUGAGCAGCAGAAGCAUCAGAUCUCAUCCCUGAAGGAGAAGGUUGAUACCAAUCUCAUUGAAAUUCUUGAGAAGAAACUGGCUACAGCACGUAGCGAGAUUAAGAGGUUGAAAAAUUCUGUUGAUGACAAGGCAUGUGAAAUAAGUGAGCUGAAGGAAUUCAUCAGUGACCGACGGCAGCACUUUGAGCGCAACAGCAAGAAGGUCCUAUGGAGUCUGAAGUUGGCAGAAACAUAUGGACUACUGCUAGAUGAAAGAGAUUGGUUACCAGGAGGCACAACAUCUGUUGAAUGGAAUCGACUAACGUCACUUUUGGAAGUGAGUGAAAGUGUUCUCUGCUCUCAAUAUGAAGAAUUUCGCAAGAAGGAAGAGAAAAGGUUGAGGAAAAAUCUGGUUGAAAUUGCUUCUUUACCUUCCUUAGAAAGUUGGCUAGAUGAUUUUGAUGCUGGCCUAAAUGAAUUGUAUGAAGAUUAUGACAUGAAAUCUUUUUCCAAAAGUGUUUUGGCCAAGGAAGCUUUACAGCUUGAUAAAUUGAUACAAGACAAUGAUGAGGACAAGGAGAUUAAUAAAGAAAUAGGAGACCUGCAGAAAGAUCUGGCAAAUUCAGGUGGUGUCAUCACAAGGAAGAUGGCCGCUGUUAAAGGGCCAGAAAAGAAGGUUGCUGUUAAAGCGCCAUUGGAGGUUAAAAUACCUGCACUUCCAGAAGAGAGAACCAAAGCAAAGCCUCAUGUGCAAAUUCAGGGAAAAAACAAAAAUGAAGAAAUGAUAAAGAGAUUACCAUCAAUUAUGGAUUCUGAGGAUGAUGACGAUGACGACGACAUAAGUUAUAAUAAAGCUGUCGUACAAAAGAGUGGGAAUGUAUUGAACUCAAAAACUCCUGAAAAGAAGUCUUUUUCAGUCCCAUCAAAACGCCAUGACACCACUUGCCUUAAUAAAACAAAAAAUAGCUCGUCUAAAAUGAACACUUUACAUAAAGUUAAAAAAAUUAAAUCUGAUACUGAUGACAGCGUGCCUGAGACUAAACAAAUUUUGUCAGUCAGUCCAACCCAAAGUUCUCCUCAGGCCCAUGGUGUAGAACGAACAUUGGAGAACAAGAAGCAUAACCACGACGUUUCAUGUGUGACUCAAGACGGUGACUACGUAAUUAACCAGAUUUUAGCCGACAUGAAACCACUUGCCAAGUUGGAUUGUUUGGAAAGUUCGUUUGUUUUGCAAGACUCGGACAGAUCAUUGCAUUCCGAAGAAAGCAAAAAUCAACCGACAGGAAAUGUAAAUAAAAAACAUAACACAAAGGUUGAUAUAUUGAAUGAUGAUGAUAUAUUUGGCCCCAUUAGUGAUUCUGAUGACGAGUGUGAGCCACCGCCCAAGAAAAUAGUAUCGCGGGUAUCUGAAGGAUUUUCAGUUACUGCCAUAACUCGGGAGGGAGCAGACAGUAUGCUAGACGAUUUGGGAAUUUCAGAUUCUGACGAAUCCAACGAAGAAGAAACAUUGGAAACUAAUAAGAGCACUCAUUUACUUCAAAGAUUUCGAGGUUCACAAAGCUUUUCCAUUGAUAAUGAAGAUGGUCAAGACUGGCACAGCAGCACUACAGAUGAUCGUGAUGACGGUAAAGACAAGAAAUUAGAUUUGGUGGAACCUUUGACUAAGAGUCUGAAUAAGUCUUCCAGGGACCUGUUGGUUGUCCCAGCUGGGAAGGAUUUUUCAAGUGCUCAGUCUGAGGUCUUUUCUGACAGCAAUAAAAAGAUUGCUGAAUCAGAAAGCACUUGUAUGAACACUCUCUCCAGUAAGGACCAAUGUGCAGCGCACUCUAGUGGUGGUGGUGGUGGUGGUGGUGGUGGUGGUGAUGGUGGUGGUGAUCUCAUAUCACACACUAGUAGUGAUGAUCAUCACACAACACUAACUAGUCAAGAUCAAAGUAUAACACAUUCUAGUGACAACCAAAGUUUAGCACACACUAGUAAUUACCUAAGUACAACACAUUCUGGCAAUGAUGAAAGUAUAUCUCUCAGCGCUAAUGACCAAAGUACGUCACACACUACUAAUGACACAAGUAUGUCGGACAAUAUUGAUGAUCAAAGUUCAUCUUGCUCUAGUAAUACUCAAAGAAUAACACACACUAGAAGUAACCAGAGUAGAUCGCAGAAGCUCGGUCAUUCGGAAAAUAGUCACCCGAAAACCAACGAGUGUAAUCUUCAAGACUUAGGCCAUGUGUACAAUGCUGUGAAUGACACAAGUGACGUUGUUGAUGCAGCCGAAACACCUAUUAAGGAAACUAAAGUUAUAGUUGAGGAACACGAUCAACACUUGAACUCUUUCAAUUCUGCCGAUGAAGUUUCGACACGAAAAGAGAAAUCUGUUGAUAAUUUAGAGACUGAUCAGAAAUUAGUGUGUGAAAAUGGUAGCAGUUCAUACCGUAGCAUUGAGGACAUUAAAUUGGCCUAUAAACAACUGCUUGAUCAAAAUAGACAAGUAAUGAGUAAAACAGAAACUCGGGAAGAAAUGAGUGACCUGAGAAAUAACCUGGGAGGUCGUGGUCUAACCGGCAGUAAAAAUAAUGUAAUGAAUACAUCUGAGCAUCAAGUUAGUGUGACCAGUACAGACAUUGUUCCAUCAAAUACACAAGUUGAAAAAAUUUAUGAAAAUGGUAUAGCACCUUUAUCUAGCACAGGAGACAAUGAUAGCCGGGAAGGUGUAUACACAGGUGAUGAAGAACAUGGAAGACCUGCUAAUAAUAAAUUUAAUACAAAAAACAAAGAUUUUGGCAAUGGCCAACACACAAGCGAAAAAGUAAGUUGUAUUAAGGGUUUGGACACAAUUAUGGUGAAGCAAGACAAAAUUAAAUCGGGAGAUAUUGUGUUAAAUACCAAUGGCAAAAACAGUAAGCAUUCUAUUCAAGACACAGAUACUGUUAAUAAAAAUAAGUGGAGCCGUAAGGAAAAAGUGGCAUUUGUCAAGAAAAGCCCUAUCAAUAUUCCCGUUCCUUACUCGGAUAGUCGUGGUCACCAGGUGAAUGGUCAACGUGCAGAGGUGAACAGUCAAGGAGAGGAUACAAACAGAUUGUGUGUAGAUGUAAACAACCAGAAUGUAAAUAUUCUUAAGCAACUGAUUUCACCUUUAUCACCUGUCUCGCCGUCAAAGCGACCUAAAUCUUGGCUUCCGUCACUACCUGCAAAAGCAGGUAAAUUGCCUCGUAAAUCUUUGUUUUCUGAAGAUGCAGUCAAUUGUGAUGUAAAUAGAGUAGAUUCCAGCGAUCAGGUGAAGAUGGAUUGUGAUGCCAGCAAUCUGUUGAAGAUGGAGCAUGAGGUAAGAGAUCAGAUGAGGAUUAAUCAUAACAAUAGAGAUGAAGCCAGGCUGGAUCUUCCGACUUUAGUUGAAGACCCAUCUAUACCCCCAGCCACUCAAGUGGACAGUGUAUCCAAUACCCAAAAAGAUGGAACAAAUGUCAAACAUAGCGGUGGUGUUAGACCUAGUGCAAAGGAAAAACAAAAGUCAGAGCAAAAUAAACCCCAAAAUGUAUCUGGCAAUGAAGAAACCUUGGAUGUUUUGCAUAAAGCUUGCAUCUUUGAAGCAGGUAUAAGUAGACAUGAAAAAGAAGAAAGGGACAGUGUAAAUAAAGAAAAGACCACUGAAGACACAAAAUUGAAUGGCAUGAAAACUAGCAACACUAUAGUGAAGGACAAAGGUAACCCAGAGGUUAACUGUACUGUCAACCUCUGUAAUGAUGAUAACACAACAGAAAAUGACUGCAAUAAUGAGGCAACAAAAAAUGACCACACUAACGAGGCAACAGAAAAGGACUGCACUAACAAGGCAACAGAAAAUGAUAGCACUAACGAGACAACAGAAAAUGAUAGCACUAACGAGACAACAGAAAAUGAUAGCACUAACAAGGCAACAGAAAAUGAUAGCACUAACGAGACAACAGAAAAUGAUAGCACUAACAAGGCAACAGAAAAUGAUAGCACUAACGAGGCAACAGAAAAGGACUCCACUAACGAGGCAACAGAAAAUGAUAGCACUAACAAGGCAACAGAAGAUGACAGCAAAAACAAGGCAACAGAAGAUGACUGCGCUAACAAGCCAACAGAAAAUGAUAGCACUAACAAGCCAACAGAAAAUGAUAGCACUAACAAGGCAACAGAAAAUGACUGCACUAACACGGCAACAGAAGAUGACUGCACUAACAAGGCAACAGAAGAUGACUGCACUAACAAGGCAACAGAAGAUGACUGCACUAACACGGCAACAGAAGAUGACUGCACUAACAAGGCAACAGAAGAUGACUGCACUAACACGGCAACAGAAGAUGACUGCACUAACACGGCAACAGAAGAUUACUGCACUAACAAGGCAACAGAAGAUGACUGCACUAACACGGCAACAGAAGAUGACUGCACUAACAAGGCAACAGAUGACUGCACUAACAAGGCAACAGAAGAUGACAGCAAAAACAAGGCAACAGAAGAUGACAGCAAAAACAAGGCAACAGAAAAUGACUGCACUAACACGGCAACAGAAGAUGACUGCACUAACAAGGCAACAGAAGAUGACUGCACUAACAAGGCAACAGAAGAUGACUGCACCAACAAGGCAACAGAAAAUGAUAGUACUAACAAGGCAACAGAAAAUGAUAGCACUAACAAGGCAACAGAGAAUGAUAACACUAACAAGGCAACAGAAGAUGACUGCACAAAUGCGGCAACAGAAAAUGACAGCAAAAACAGGUCAACAAACGAGGUAAACUUACAGAAUGGUAUACCCGACACAGGGCCUGGAAGUGACAAGAAAAGUUCCAUUUGUUUGGCAAGGAAAACGAUUAAUUAUAACUCGAAUGAUACUGCUAAUGGUCAUGAGGAGAUUAAGGAUGGUUCUGCAGCUGAAUUGACAUGUGUGUCUAGUGACCUAAGUAUAGAUAAGAAAAGGAAACAUCUAAGAUCUAAGUCUUUGAGUCUCGUUUCCGAGAGAAAAUAUGGUCUCAGAAGUUGUGCUAGUGCUGACAGAGAAAAUAAAUCUUCCUCUCCCAUAAAGAACAAAUCUUCCUCUCUCAUAAAGCCCAAAUCUUCCUCUCCCAUAAAGAACAAAUCUUCCUCUCCCAUAAAGCCCAAAUCGUCGACUCCCAUAAAGCCCAAAUCUUCCUCUCCCAUAAAGAACAAGUUAAAACGGGAGCUCUUGGCCAGUGAUACAAAUGACUGUAGCAACAAGAAAAUGCCAAGUAAGUCGACAAAUGUGGCAAAGAAAUCUAAAACAUUUGAGACUGAACAUGAUGAAUCAUUUUCUGGGAGUGUUGAAGCCAUUACCGAGAAUGAGAGUGAAGUGGAUGACGCGGCAGAAAGGCGGCGGCGCCAAAGGAGCAGCUGCAGAAUUGCAGAAUUGGAGAAGAAGAAGUUAAUUAAUCAAGAAAAGAUGAAUGAAAUAUUCCAAACUGGUAAAAGGAAGAGUGGAAAAUUCUGUGUAAAUCAUAAUAUUGUUGAAUCUUCUGCACCAAGUACUGAAAAUGGUUAUGAAGCCAUGUCCCUUUGUGAUGAAGAUCAGCUUGUUCAAGACAAUUCUCAACCUAAGCCGAAUAAUACUGAAGAAAUGUCGCUGGCAAUAGACUUGGCCAAGACCGAAGAUCAGACACUUGAGGAACCUUCACAGACAACCACUAUUCAGUCAAAGAAGGUAACGUUUUGUUGGGGACCAAAAUUACAAGCUCCUGCUAUAGUUCCUGUAAGGAAAAAAGUUAGAUUCUUUUUGAAAAAGAAACUCAGAAAUUUUAUUCCUGAUUUGUAUGGCAGCCAUACUCUUGCUGUGUUUUCGCUAGAAAAUAGAAUUUGGAAACAGAAAAGAAUAAAGUAUUCAGAGGUGGAAAAUGAAGAGGCAGAGAAGACAGAUGAUAAAGUAUCAGGGGACUCCUUUGUAGAUGAUUGCAGUGGCACAAAAACAGAACUCGGUAAUUGUAGAAGCAUAAAGAGAGAAGUUGAUGAUAGACUCGUGGAAAGACCGUGUAAUAAUUUUGAAGCCAUGAGUAACGAAGUUGUUGAUAGAAUAAUUAAAGGACUGCAUAAUAAUUCUGAAGCCAUUAGUAGAGAAGUUGAUGAUAGAAUCAUGAAAAGACCGUGUAAUAAUUCUGAAGCCAUGAGUAGAGAAGUUGAUGAUAGACUCGUGAAAAGACUGUGUAAUAAUUCUGAAGCCUUGAGUAGAAAAGUUGAUGAUAGACUCAUGAAAAGACCAUGUAAUAAUUCUGAAGCCAUGAGGAGAGAAGAUAAAGAAAUGAGUUGUUCUGUUACAGAUAAAAACAGUCAACCUAUGUUAAGCAAAACGUCAGUAAAAAAAAUUGUAGACAAAGAGUUGAUACUUACUUCCAAUGAUGAAUCACAUAAGAGAACUACAAGGAGUAAUAAAAUUCCAGAUUUAUUUAAAUCAAAAAAAGGGCUCUCGCGAACAUCCUUAUUUGGAAGUGACAGUAGUUGUGGCUCAAGUUCUAGUAGUUGUCCGGAAGAGUCGUCGCCAGUUGAAAAACGAAAAUGCAAGAGAAGAAAAAGAGUAAAUGCAACCUCAAGCAUGAAAGUGAAAAAUAAUCAGAUGUCAGAUGAAUCCAGUAAAAGGAAAAAUGAUAGCCAGUCAGAAAUAAGCUCUCUAGAAAUGUUUUCCAGUGACUCGGACACCUGCAAAAAAGUAAAGAAUUUACAACCCAAAAGUAGUAACCAGUCAGUUGUUAAGAAGUCUAACAUUAGUAGACGAAAAAGAUGUGAAAUCGCCAAGAACAUUGCUUCUAAGUUGGUUCCAAGUGCUUCUGAAGAGGAUACCGAUGAUGAAAAAUUAACACCAGAGGAAUGGAAGUAUCAUUUAGGGAUUUCUGAUAAUGAUUCAUUCUCAUCUUUUGAAGGUUUUAAUAAAACACAAGUUAAACAUGUGGCAAGUGACUCUGAUGAUUCAGAAAUAGAGUCAUCUCGUGUUUUCUCCAAAAGGAGAAAAUUGACUGCUUUAAAGAAGACUGAACCCCAUAGAAUUUCAAAUAAUAUAACGCCUAAAACUGGACAAAGCAAAAACACGGGAAUAAAGGUGUGUUCUAAAGAAUUAAGUAAUGUUCAUUCAAAACAAAACAAUCACGUAGGGACAAUGUCCCUAAGGCGCAAGCGCCCGUCGAGUUCUGGUGAUGGUUUAGACACUGCUCCCGAGUCCAAUAUUUCUGUAGGAAGUGGAGAAGGAAGCAAUGGUGACACUACAGAAAAGAUUGUAAAGUACCGUAGAACAUGUGACAGGAGUUCUGUUCAAAUUAACAAUAAUAGUACUCGGGGUCUUCCUGCUCAUUCAAAAGAAAGUGCAUUUCAAAUUGCAUCAAGGUUAAAGGCAGCUCAUAUGAGGACACAGGUAAAGAAACGUACAACAAUCCUUCUAAAUGAAUUUCCAGAAAGCUCGGAAAAACAACAAAGAAAGAAGAGUUUGACAAAUGUGUCAAAACUACCUGAAAAACACAAGUGGGCUCAUGAUGCUUCUCCUGAGAAACACGAAGAGGAAGUAAUGGCAACGUCUGAGGAGCAUGAAUGGGGUCACAAUGCAAUUUUGGAGGAACGUGGAAGUCGCGUUUCAAUUUCUGAGGAAUGUAAUGAUCAGGUUUCAACUCCCAAGGAACAUGGAGAUCACAUUUCAUCUCCUGAGGAACAUGAACACACAGCAUUACCUGGGAAGCAUGAAGUAGAUAACGAAACGUCUCGGAAACGGGUGGACCAAGGAGAAGCACUUGAAAGACCUGCUUAUUCUUUAGAGAAGAAACACAGGGACAGUGUGUUGCCUAAGCUACUUACUAGUGAUAGUGAUGACAGUGAAGGGACACUACAGAUCGAUGACCCCAAUGAUAAAUGUUUUUCUAAUAAUGAGAGUAUGCAACAUAAAAAUAAGUUGAGGUGGAGUUCCCAGGAUAGAAACAAAGUUGUUGAGGAAGGCACUACUCUUAUUAAGAAGGAAACAGUAAAUGCAUCACACCCUGGUAUAUUGGGUUCUCUUGCGAGACUGGGAACUCUGGAUAGACCAAGAGUUGUGCCAAAGCCCAAACCAGUACCGACAUCUCAACCCCCACCCUCCUGUAAACCCAUACCAGCAUCUUCUGGGUUUGUUGAUGGCCUUUUCUCAAAGAAAAGCGAUUGUUUUAAAUUGGAUGUCUCAAAUGAUAAUAUACCCAAAGAAGGUAACAAAAGUGAUAAUGUUAGGACAUCAAACUAUCAAAAUAAGCCCAUACUUAAUACUUUUAAUUGUUCAACAAGAGCAGUCAGUUAUGCAGAAAGAAAAGAAUACCCUAGGCAGUCUGAUUCCAAAACAUUUCAGACCUCGUUAAGUGGACCAUCUUGUAGUUGGUAUACAAACAGAGCAGGUAGUGUAGAUGUUCAGCCACCAAGUUUCUAUAGCAGUUCAAAUGCUUUGAAAAGUGAACCUUCUAGCACACUUGGCAGUCAAAAAUGCUUGCCAAACUGUCAAGUUGAAGAGCAGUCGACACCCUUACCACAGCAAGCAUCAUUUUCAACUGGCAAGUUUGAAGAAAUAGAGAGUGCAGCUGAACAGCAAGAGCAGUGUGCACGCAUUGAAUCGACCACAGCUGUGCCGGUACCACCGCUGCUUGAAGAACAAGAUGGCAACUAUUUGGAAGAUCUUAAAGACCUGAUUUCUUGCAAUAUUCAUAGUAAACCGUGGCGUACACAAAUGAAUAAUCUUUGUCAAUCACUCCAAGCUACUCAACUUGUGGCUUUACUAAGGAAUGUAGUAGAGUGUAUCCUUGAAGGUGAUCCAGAGGAGUACACUGACAGACCAAUGGGCCUUCCCCCAACACUCUUCAAGUUGUUUCAAGUAGUGUGUAUUCUGGAACUGCGGCUGGAGCUCCCCCAGUUCUAUCUUAGGCAAAUGAUUAAGAGGAUCAUUCACAACCUUAUUAGUAAACCAUCUGUUGAUCUCCAGCCACGGAGCUUAGCAUGUUUGUCUGCGUGGUUUGCAGCAACUGUGACAGUACCAGACAGCAGAGGCGUUCAGCAGUGGGAGUUGGUUCGCACGUUUUUGUUAGAUCUGCUCUUCCACCACCCUGGGAAAGUCCAUCUUGCUCUUCUGUCAGCAGCUCACAUCAGCCGAAAAUUGUUUUAUUAUGGGAUCAAGCACAGAGAUUAUACUGGUAUAGAGAAAGUUAUCUUGUGGGUGUCCUAUCAUGGGGAGUGGAUUGGUUGCGAUAAUGUCCGGCGGAAGCUUAUCGAAUGGUUGGAACAGCACUGUAGUAUUCGAAAACAUCCGCCGAAACAACCUUCACGUUUGGCUCAUGAACUACUGACACAACUAGCAGACACUAGUGACAAGGCUCUGAUGAUGAACUCGGUGACCAGCAUUGUUGUGCUGGCCAGGUGGCUCGGGAGGGUGGACACACGCAAGUUUGUCCUGAUUCCUCUCAAGAAAAUUAUAUCUAACAAAACCCAACAUGACAAAAAAUCUGUCAAUCAAGACGACGACGAAUACAUGAGGGCAGACACUGAAGAUUCUGAAAGUCUAACGCAAGAAAUCAUCCAAGAAAUUGCUCUCUUGUUCAGUCAUCUGGGUAAGGCUUUGAAGACUGAAUGUGAAGUAGAGCCAGGUGCUAAAGGCCAAGACAGUCAACAAGGUGACGUUGUUAUGGCGUUGAACGAAGGUGUGUUGCAGCUGCUGCGAGUCACCUAUAAGCCUUCACCCACUAUACCCUAAAUGUUUGCUUAAGGGUGCAUUUUCUAGUUCAUUAAAUUAAGAAGAGAUUGCCUUCUUUGUAGCAAUCAUAGUAGAUGCCAAAUUGUUUCAUACAACACUUUUGUGUGUGUGUUAUGUAUGGUAAUACAGUACCUUUUUUAUUCUUACAAAAGUUGUGUAAAUAGAGUAAUGAGAGAGAAGUCCCUAGUGGUUAAAAUCCUGCUGUGAUACACCACCUUUAACAUUUGCAGUAAUAGUAAUAUUUUCCUAGUGGUAAGAAGUGCAAUGGAAAAAACCACAUGCUCCAUUUUUUUAAUACAUGUGUGUAAAUGAGUGAAAGCCAGUAAUACCUCUACUGCCUUCAGGUGGUAAUUUUUAUCCCAUCGUUGCCAUUUUUUAUAUGAAGAAAUGCCAUAGAGCAUGUUCCAUGGGCUGCUGGCAAGUCUUGACUCAAGAAUUGCCAUAUGAUAGAAUGUGCACGUGGUGUGUGUGUGUACACGUCAGUCUAAGUUUACAGUGUAUGCUAUUCAGAAAAAUGCCAAGGAUGUACAAAUCUGUUAGGUAUGACCUCGGGUUCUCCUUGAUUUAAUCACUUAAAUUGCACUUUUUGACUUAUCUGUGAUAUUUUAAACUUAAGAAUAUUUUACUUAUAUUUUAAUUAUAGUACUACAGUACAGUACUGUAAUAAAAUUCUAUGAUCAAGUCAUUUAUACAAUGAUCAGACUAUGUUAAUACCUUGUCUUUUAUUUAAUUUUUUUUUUUUUUUUUAAUAUUUUAAUUAAUGUAACUAAUAAAACUGUACAUUUAGAGAUGCCAGGGUCCUUUCUGUGAGUAUUGCAUGUCUGCCAUUUCCAUGUCAGUGACAGAUGACACAUCAAUGCCCCAUCAGUUCUCAAAAUUGUCAUUUGUCAGUCGUAUGGGGAAUUAAAGAUAGUGAAGAUGUAUAGGCCUAAGAUGAGGACAAGGAUUGCCUUCAACAGGUAUGCAGACAAUUACCAUUUUCAAUUUUUUAAAGUAGCUGAAAUAAAAAAAAAAGGCAAAUUGAGGUAAUUUAUACAUUUUAUUGUAAAAGCUUCACCAUUUACCUAUUUUAUAGUCAACACUAGUUGUGUGUCAGUGCUGACCUUCUGUACUUGAUGGUAGAGUGCUGACAGUUCAGCAUUGAUGGUAUUCAGGGAGUACAGUGGGAAAUUAUAAGUAAAAAUUUAGUUCGGAAAUUCUUGGAGCGAUAGUAUUGGAAAUUCAGGUAGCAAUAUGUCGGCACCGGUGUGUUAAGCUAGUGCAAGUUCUACCUCAUGGCAAAAUGCGAGUUUUGUUGGCGAUACGGUGCAAAAAAAUUGAAUGAUUUUGUUGUGGGGAAAUUCAAAUAGUUUGAAUCUAUUUGAUAUGGUGCCCUCUGCUAGCCCCAAAUGAUUAAGUUUUCCAACUUUUAUGCUCUACAUAAAUGUUCCCCCUUAUGUUAGCUUCUCGGAGUAUUUUACAUUAUGGUUUUUCUACAUCUCGAAAUAAAUUCCCACCAAGAUGGCCACUUUAUGAGCCUAACAUUUUGCAUAAGUGAUUAACUUUAAUUCGCUUUAGUUUUCCCGGACAAUUUUUGCUCAAAUAUGGGUAACAAGGGGGACGAAUAACCCAUCACUACUGCAACAUACUCAUACACGUUACAGUUUGGUUAGCGUGGUGCAUCUGCAUUUGUUUUUGUUUUAUAAUAUCUUCUUUAUACAUGAAUGUUUGCAUUUUGGUUGCACACAAGCAUUUGUAUGCCUGUUAAGUCAUUGUUCCUGUUCCAAUAUCUUAUAUAGUAUCUUGUCCAGUAUAACAGAUAAGUGAGGAUCCUCAUUUUACUGUAUGUCCACAAUAGUUGAGUUUUAUAAUUAAAUUCCCCUUGGCAGGUAAGACUUGAGAAUUUACCCUUUCAGUACAAUUAAUGGAGCAAGCUUAUGUGAAGGAAUAUUUGUAAAUACUGUACCUAUAUAUGUGUAUAUAUUUUUAUGAAUGUAGGAAUGAAGUGUUGAUGCUGGUGAGAAUGUAAUCCUUGUUACCUAUGGCCUUAAUGGAGUCUACUACUUCUUGCCUUCACUCUAUUGAAUAGCAAGAAAACUACCAAAUAGGAUACUGUAUGUAUUAGAUAUGUACUAAAUUUUAUAGUUUUAUUCAACAAAUUUCAAUACAGUAUAGGCCCCCAGCUUCAGUUGUCAUUACAGUGCUAUGUGGUUAAUUAUUUUUCUCUUUUUGAUUUUAUAAUAAAGAUUUGAUGUUCUGAAA